CAAACGAGAGGGAGGGAGAGGAGGCAGCGUAGCGCAGCGCAGACACAGAGCGGCCAGAGAAACGGAGGAGCGACUUAAGCCGUUCUUGCGAAACUGCAGAAAAAGUGUGGGUGUUGAACCCUCUCACCGGGAGAAGUGUGGGUGUUUCCCCCAAGGGUGCGACGCCCCUUGUGUCCAACAAAGUGUGUAUCUCAUCCUGCGCUAAUGAAGAGGAAAAGGUGCGCGCAAGUCCCAGUCCCAGACACCAGACGACUCCGGAACCGGAUCCGCAUUAGUAACGGAUAUGUUGCGGAUCUAAACGGGAGGCAUCAGCUGUCUUGGGUGAAUCCGGGCGUCGGUGACCCGUCCACCAAACAACCGCACCGGGCGGCUCUGAUUCUGGCUCGCGGUGGCAGUAAAGGAAUACCGCUGAAGAACAUCAAGGUUCUGGCUGGAGUCCCUCUCAUCGGAUGGGUAGUGAGAGCUGCACUGGAUUCAGACGUCAUUGACAGUGUUUGGGUGUCUACUGAUCACGAUGAGAUUGAACAAGUUGCUCGAACCUGUGGUGCAAAAGUUCAUCGGCGCACUCCUGAAGUUUCCAAAGACUCCUCCAGCUCACUGGAGACCAUCAAAGAGUUCAUCCAGCAUAGACCUGAGGUGGACAUUGUUUGCCAUAUUCAGGCAACGUCCCCAUGUCUGCACCCGUUUCAUAUCACUGGAGCUCUGCAGAAGAUCACUGAACAGGGUUAUGACUGUGUGUUCUCAGUUGUGCGCAGACAUAAUUUUCGCUGGACUGAGGUGAAGAAAGAGGGUGAACGCACCAAGCCUCUGAACAUCAAACCAGGAUACAGACCAAGACGUCAAGACUGGCCCGGGGAGCUCUAUGAAAACGGAUCUUUCUACUUUUACACAAAAGAAGCUGUGGAAAAGGGCCUUCCGGAGGAGCUGAAGUGGGGCUACUAUGAGAUGCUCCCAGAAUACAGUGUUGAUAUUGAUGUGGAUAUAGAUUGGCCGGUGGCUGAGCAGAGAAUUUUGAGGUUCGGAUAUUUUGGAGAAAAAAAGAAAACGGAUAUCAGGUUGUUUCUGUGCAGUGUAUCUGGCUGUCUGACAAACGGUCAGAUACAUGUGUCUGUUUCAGGAGAGCAGUUUGUUGGCAUCAAUAGUCGAGACCUGGCAGGCAUUCGAAUACUGCAGAGGGAAGACAUUGAGGUGAUUCUUAUAUCUAAUGUGAAUGAGACGGUGUCCAAAGAUCUGCUGGAGACCAUUUCUAAGCAGACAGGGUGUCACGUGAUGGAGAAGAAAGAUCUGGAGUGUCUGAUGAAAGUGAAAAACAUGCAGAAGGAUGAGGUGGCCUUCAUGGGUGCAGAAUGUGAAGAUGUGGAGAUCAUGACGCAGGUGGGGCUGAAUGCUGUACCUCCUGAUGCACCUGUGUCACGUCUCAUUGCAGCUAACUUCACCUGUCAGAGACCAGCGGGUCAUGGGGCGGUUUUUGAGUUUGCUCAGUACAUCCUGCAGAUGAAGAAAAAAACACAAGUCGCAGAUGAGCAUGAAGACAUCAACAACAUUCAUGCUGCAUUUACACCAACCGCGUUUCAGGUGUCAAAAUCGCGUCAACCGCGCCUAGUUUGCCGCUUGAACGGUUUGAAAGUGCGUCAGAGGCAAAAUCCACUUCUUGUGGGAGGGGCAAGUGCUAAUGCGGUUGUCUGUUUGCAAGAUGAAUGAUGUUGAUUGUGCAUUUAUCGAGAGAGUUAUCGGUUUGUAUUUGGUAACCUUACUAUAGGGGGAAAAUAAAUGGAGCGGGUCGAUAAACGUCACGUGACUCAAAAGUAAAAUGUGUAUUACAACUUACCAGGUUGCCCAAUGUCCUCACUGACACUCUUCCAAGCGAGAUCCUUUUUAUUCCUGUCUCUAUAGAAAUAAGAACUUGUCCAGAUGCGCGUCAACGCGUCUUCACAUUGACUUAACAUUGAAAUCACUCGCUUCACGCCUCUACUGCGGUUGGUGUAAAUGCAGCAUUAUAAAACGGGCAGUUCUGGUUCUUCAUUCUGAUUGGUUGAAACGCGUUCUAAGCCGUGUCAAAAUACACCGGUAACCUCACGGUUCAGACCACAUUACAUAAGUAUCACUCCGCCACUGUUGCUGCGUACUGAUUUAUGAAAAUAAACACCACACUCUUUAAUCAUAUUUUAAAUUUGUCUACAAUUGCACAAUUAAUGGCGAUAUCCAGAUAACUGUCAAUAAAUAUUGUUGAGUCAUCUCGUCGAUAAAGAGAAAACUUUGUCUGAGGAGUUUCUAACUCAAGUUCAUACGUCCGCUAUUAUACACUGGGUGGCGCUUUUACCCAACUUAAACACUGACGUAUUCACUCAACACUGAAAACACAGCGUGUUAGUUUUGAUGGCUUUGAAUCUGAUCUCUUACAUAAGAUCUUCAAAAAAAUGGAAUUAUCUCCGCUUUUAGCUAAAAAAGUUGAGAGGUGAUAAGAGAACAAAUGAAGGUAGGAUGAAACUUUUUUUUGUUUUUUUUUUUGAAAGCGGAUGGUCUGUUCUUUCAUUUGAUAUUUUAUGUUUAUUUAAAGAAGAUAAUUUUUCUGCAAGGCAUUAAUCUAAAACUGGGUGGCAACUUAAAAAAAAUAAAAACGCUGACGGGGAAAGAGUUCAGCAUGCUUCCAAGCAUAUUUGAUCAUCACUUCAACAGUUGCACAAUAUCAAUGUUUAUGUAUAAAUUAGAUGAAUGUUGAUUUAUAAAAUAAACACUACAGUCUUAAAUCAUAUUUUCAUUGUGUCUUUGCUGCAUCUCUGUUGGUUGGGAACUGCGCUCUGUUUCAGUCACACUUGAUUCUGAGGAACUACUUUGUUUGGCGGAAGAGUAAUAAUUGUACUAAUAUAAUUACAACUUAUUUGUGUUUUAUUUUAUAAAAUCCCUCUAAUGUUAUGCAUAUGAAAUAACCGUUUUAUAAACGCAAUAAACCCCUCGAAGCAGUGGGGUUACAGUGCAUUUUGUAACAGCUAAGGUGGUUUUAGGCACUCCGCUUCGCAUCGUGCCUAACAACGCCCCUUAGCUGUUAUAAAAUGCACUGGUAACCCACUGCUUCUUGGGGUUUAUUGCUUUAUUAGACUUUUAGUGACCUCAACAGUGCUGUGAUAAAAGUUUGCUUUUCUAUUUUUCUGUUUGAAACAAACUGUACAACUAUAAAUGAUUUCCAUGCACACUUUCAUUUACAUUUGAUCUACAGUAUACAAACAGUAGACGUAUUGUUCAGAUGUGUUUACAUACAUUUUGAUAGUCAAAUGAAUAGAAUAAGGAAAAAAAAUUUGUGGUUACUUUGCUGUGUUUGCUGAAGGAAAGGGACAUCAUACAGUACAUCCAUUAAAAACAUACACCAACUGAUCUUAAGGAUCUCAAUUGCAACUAUAUGUCUUAUUUACUAUAUCUAUAUUUAUAUCUUGUAAUUCAAGCUUGUAACUUUUUGAAUCAGAACGUGUAAUAAACCAUUCUCUCUAACAGACUGUUUGUAAAAGACAUUUGAUUUUACAGACAUUCAAAAUUUUUACAUUUUUGUUAGUCGGAUAACACUGCAUAGGUACUGUAAGUACAUAAGGCACUCAAGACGUGAAUAUAGUCACAACAAAAUAUUCAUAGUCAUCAGGAAGUAAAGGAAAAAU
Molecule: messenger RNA, 3644 nt
Organism: Paramisgurnus dabryanus
Lineage: Eukaryota; Metazoa; Chordata; Actinopteri; Cypriniformes; Cobitidae
Product: N-acylneuraminate cytidylyltransferase B-like
Molecular function (GO): N-acylneuraminate cytidylyltransferase activity
Source: RefSeq, a predicted model, not a curated record